AUAGCCCGAGUACUCUUUUUGCUCGGGCUAACCUAUCUUUCCUGACAAGAAAGAGGGGAGUUGACUAAGCCAACUAAUACUGGUUUUGCCAGCUCCCCCAAACGGUAGAAUCUUUGCAACAAGAGGCUUUGUCAUUUGGGGAGCUGGUAAAACUAGAAUUAGUUAUUUUAGUUAACUCACCUCUUUCUUGUCGGAAAAGAUCGGUAAGCCCAAGCAAAAAGAGAGCUCGAGCUGUAUGAAGCUUAUAUUCAAACAUCCUUUGUUUUUCUUUGUUAUCAUCUUAGCUGCUUUAAUAGUCUUGAGUUCAGCCUUAUUUAUCUCUUUUGCAAGUAUUUUAACCCCCGAGUGAAAUUCAUUCUCAUAUAAAGAGGAGACGUUCAAUUAUGGAAUUUUUGACUGCAUUGACUGCCCUGUUGGAUUUGAGCAUACAAAUCCUAACUGUGUAUACUCUCUUUCAUGUAGCCAAGACUCAUCAUCUGAUCUAUGUUCAACUGGCAAAAAAUUAAUACAAGCUCGGUCAAGUGUGAUUUCAUGCGAAACAGUGGCAGGGGUAUUAACAAUACUUUUAAUUGAAAGAUAUAUCUACAUGCUCAUGAGAAGAGGGUAUGGCAAAGUCUGGAUUUUUUACACCUUAAUAGGUCUAAUUACUGGAUCAAAACUGGCUGGUUUUUUAAGUUACAUUGAACUUACGAACUCAAAAAUUAGCUCCAGCUGUGAUACGAACGAUGAAAUUUGUAAUAAUAACGGACCAUAUUAUAUGCUUACUUCUCUUAUAUUAAGUGCGAUCGGUUGUGGACUCGGAGCUGUUGUGCUGAGAUUUAGGAAUAAAAAACUUGAUAAAGAAAAGAUUAUUGAAGGGCUAGAAUCAUCUGCUAUGAUUAGCGGCAAAGUGCUCCCAGUACUUCUGAUCGGAGCAGCAUUUACUGGGCUAGCUCUUGGAUGGGAUUGGAUAAGUUUUCAAGCUCCAAAAACAUCAACUGGGACUCUUCUUAGCAUGAACUCAUAUUAUAAAUAUGGGGAUUUUAUUAAGAAUCUAGAUUUCGACUGUAUAAGUGGCCCUGCUUGCGCCAAUAAAUCUGGACUUGCGCUGUCCCAGCGCGAAUGCAAUGCUUUUGAUAAAGUUAAUAACGCUGGGCGUGUUUAUUAUUGGAUGGUCAGUUUUUCCUUACUAUUUUUAUUAUUAUGAAUUGAGAACUUGAUUAAUGUGCUAACUCCCCUCCCUCCGUGAGAGAACAAAAAAAUCUUGUUCGCUCGCGAAGGUGUUUAAUUAUAUAAAAAACUUUUUUUUUUCGAAAUUUAAAAAAAUCCUAAUUCACAAAAAUUGGAAAGCAAGCAUUAAUUUAAUUUGUAAAAUUUAUAUUUUAAAACGCAAUUUGUUUAAAAUUAAACCAAAUUAGCUCGAGAUUUCAUUAUAAUAAAUAUCAAUUAUAUAUCAAAAUUUUUUCUAUAAAAAAUUUUACAAUUAAACUCGGAGGGUGGGCUUUUGGGAUUUUCUAAUGGUUUGGUUCGCUCACAGAGGGGGGAGUAAGGAAGAAAGAGUUUGGAAUUUCUGAGUCGAAUUAUGUUUGGCCUGCACUUUGUGUAAUUUUAAACUUAAUAGGGAUUAUCAGUUGGUUUAAUAUUAGUGGAGUCACAUAUGGAGCUAAUUGUAGGGUUAAGGCUGGGGAUAAUGAUAUUUCAUUUUGCUCAGAAGAAGGCCCAACUUUUGCAAUUAUUAGUUUAAUUUGUGAAUUUUUCGCUGCUAUGUUUUACUGCUUGCUGUAUGCCCAAAAAUCAUCCACAACUACUCAUCAAAUUUUCCCAGGUCAAAAAACACUGUCAAAGUCAAAACUUGGCAAAAUUAUUUUGGAGUAUCCUCAAUUUGAUGAUUGUAAUGUAACUAAGGAUCAAGAUAGUUCAUUUGAUAAAGAUUUAAUGAGAUCUCCAAGCAUUAUGUAUAGACCAAACACUAGAGAUACUGUUGAUAGUGAUUAUUUGUAUAACACCCUAAGACAUAAGCAAAUUCAAAUUUAUGUUAGCAGAAAAUUUUUAAAUAGUAAAUUUUACAUGGGUAGUUUAUUAUUGGGAGUAAUGACUCAAAAUUUGCAUUUUUGGCAUUUUCUAUGAAACCCUAUAAACAUUUGCCGAUCUAUUACUAUAAAAUUUACUAUUUGAAAAUUUUGGGCUAUAAGUCCAUGAAUAAGCAAGAAUUUGCUUAUUAUUUACUCCCGCCUUCCUUUAAAUAAAUCAUUGGAAAAAUACCUAAUUUUUCCUAAAAGCCCAUUCUUCGUGAAACUAAAAAAAUUGAUUUAUAUAAAAUGAUUUUAUGAAAAAACAAUUGAUAUAUUAUUGAUAAUUAUUAUCAUGAAAUAUCUAGGCAAUAAUGUUUAAUUUUAAACGGUCUGCAUUUUAAAAUAUAAAUUAAAUUAAUUUUUACUUCUCAAUUUUUGCAAAUUGGAAUUUUUUUAAAUUUUGAAAACAAAAAUCUUUUCUAGAAAUUUAUAUAUAAAUUUGUUAAAAACUUAGUCCGUGAGCGAAAAAUUAUUGUUCGCUCACGAGGGACAAAGUUAGGAAGGGAGAAGUAAAAGAAAAGAUACGCAAGAUAGUGAAAUUUAUAAAGCUAAAGAAACAUUAGCAGAAAUUUGUCUAACGUGUGAAUCACAGUAAUCUUUUAUUUAGACUUGACCAAAUUAGCAUUGUUACGGGAAAUUGCGGGCAUAAUAUUCAUAUAAAAUGCCACGGGCGCUGUGAUGGCGAAAAGCUCUGUGAAGAGUAAUUUCUAUGUAGCUGUUUGAAAAGUCUGGAGUAA
Messenger RNA from Blepharisma stoltei, 2788 nucleotides. Lineage: Eukaryota; Ciliophora; Heterotrichea; Heterotrichida; Blepharismidae. The record is from the annotation of a GenBank genome assembly.